AUGCCCGGUAGAAGGCCAUACCGCCAAAUCAUCGACGGCGUGCCAAGGUGUGCUUGGCUGACGCCGGAACUCUUUCAGAAAGGCCUAUCGUUCCGUGCCGCCGACGGCGACGUCGUUCAGAGCACGUUCCCGAAAAGCGCCACCCACUGGAUCCAGUACAUCACACAGCUGAUCAUCAACGGAGGCGAACACAUUGACACCUACCACGAUUUCGUUUGCAACUAUCGCGCCAUCGAGUACAUGGACUUCGCCGACUGGAAGCCCGUACUUCCUGUGCGACUGCUCAUGACUCACCUGCCACUGUAUCGCGAGACCAUGAAUGAAAAGUCGAAAUACAUCUACGUCGCUCGCAACCCGUGGGAUGUGUGCGUCUCCCUAUUUCACAUGGUAACGGACCUCAGCGUGUACCAGUUUCAGGACGGCACUUUCGAAGAGUUCUUCGAGGCUUUCGUUGAAGGUGACGUGGGAUACGGCAGCUACUUUGAACACGUGGCGGCCGGUUAUGCCCUGAAGAACGAACCGAAUGUGUUCUUCGCCACGUACGAAGAGCUCAAGAAAGACACCCGAGGCACCGUACUCAGGCUGGCUCACUUCUUGGGCGAUAGUUAUGGCAGAGCCUUGGAAGAGGACGAACAGAUGCUUACGAACAUUCUGGAGUGGUCCAAGCCUGAGCAUAUGAGGAGCGUGAUAGUAGCCGAUAUGAAGUCUCCCAAAGUUUCCGGAUGGUAUGAGUUCCACACUAGGAACAAGGCCAGGAGCAGGCAUGGUCAUGAUGGAGACAAUGGCAAGUACACUGUCGUUAGACAAGCUAAGGUAGGAAACUGGAAAAGUUAUUUCACUCCAGAACUGCUAGCCCGCUUUGAGAAGAAAAUACAGGAGGAAGGGGACAACGCUAAAUUCAUGCAGUUGUGGAGCGGCACUCGCGAGGAGGCGAUAGCGAUGUUUCAAGCUUCAAAGUAGCAUCGACAAUAUUGGUAGGCACGAAUUUUUAAUGUACACUGGUUUCAUGUAAUCUACCGUUUUUUUUUCUCAAAAUUAUAUUUUUAAAAAUAUUCAACAGUAAGGUAUGCGACUGGUUCAUGUUUUCGUGGUGAUUGACAGUGGU
Molecule: messenger RNA, 1105 nt
Organism: Dermacentor silvarum
Lineage: Eukaryota; Metazoa; Arthropoda; Arachnida; Ixodida; Ixodidae
Product: amine sulfotransferase
Exons: 1
Coding region: 1-960 (319 amino acids)
Biological process (GO): sulfation
Cellular component (GO): cytoplasm
Molecular function (GO): sulfotransferase activity
Source: RefSeq, a predicted model, not a curated record